UUUCAAUGGUGUGCAAGUCACUACCUGUUAGUGUUACUUAGUAGAGGUCAAUUCGCGGAUCCGGUAGCUCCAAAUAACUAUUAUGUAUUUGUGCGCAUGUGUGUUGGCCUCUGUAGUUUGCCAAGGAAUACAUCUCGCUUUUGUUCUUUGUCAUAUUUCGCUUCGCCAUGGCGCCAAGUAUGACUCUGGAUGGAGCCAUGGCUGCCAUUCUUGUCAGCAUCUUCGCUCUGGUAAGGGUACUAGCUCUACCAGCACUAGCAUUUCAAGGAGUUCAAAGUUCAGCAUUCCGAACUCCCCGAGGUGAGUUGGCUAGACUUGGUCCCGUGUUUGUAUCCGCUUGGUCGGAGAAGGUUGCGAAUAACCCGAAAUACGGGUUGUCCACCGUCGUUCCCGAUGCUGCUGGCGCUUUCGGCAAUGACACCACGGCUAGCACUGGGUUGCCAUGCGGAAGCAGACGGUGGCCGUGUCGCUCGGUUGAAGAUGCAUUGAAGGUGAUCGCUGAUUGCCGAGCCAACCUAGUGAGAAAAGGAAUGGCGGAAUCUGCUGAAGAAGUCGUCACGAUACGAAUGCUGACGGACAAUGGACAAAAAGCCAAGUGUCGUGUCUUGUUACGGAGAAAGGCCUGCUUCGAAAAGUUUAGUAAUGACCAUACCUGUCUGGGACCGGCUAACAGAGGUCUGGAAGUCAAGGCUACCUCGAACCUACUCUUAGACGGCAACAACAGUAUAAGCGGAUGCAGCGAAGCCAUCCUCGUACCUCCGAGAGGUACUGUUCGCAACAGCACAGCGCUCAUUCUGCUCUACAGGAGUGAGAAACUCACUCUUCGAAACAUACGCCUGGGAAGAAAUUACAACGCAGGACCUGGCGGUACGCCACUGUAUGGCAGCAUGCUUCGCUUAGAAUUGUCAACAUUCAUCCGUCUUGUGAAUUUGAAGUACAUGUCUGCCCUGGGUCGGACUAGAGGACUCUGGAGUAAGGAUCGUCACGUCGAAGUUAUAAACUCCCGCUACGUCAUCUUCUCUAGGUGCGUAUUUCAAGGUCAGGCAGCGAGAAGGGAUACCUUCCCACUGAAUAGAUUCAACAAUGAUGCAAGGACACCUAUACUGUAUGUUGCCUAUACAGCACCCCGCACAGGAUGGAAAGCGGCGAGGAAUCAGUCCGAAUGGCCAGCAGGUUUUUUCCAGCUAGAUGGGUUGGCUCUUCCCAGGCGUCCUGAAUGUGUGAACAUCAGCAGUAGCAGCACAAACAGUGGCGAUCUCCUCCCGGCAUACUGCUACCCCAGUGUAAUCCUGUUCGACACUGAAGUCUCCGGCAUCGGGUCACCGUUUGAUCGCGACAUGGUGCAGCAUGACAUGCGCGUGCGUAGCAUGGACAAAGCUGUCGGCCUGGGCAUCACCGUCAAGCUUGUUCCAAACAUUCAACCCUGGAUUUUGAUUGAGCAAUGUCUUAUCAUCCACAAUGCAAUACCUAUUGGCGCUCCGGUGCUCAUUGAGUUCAAUGCUAAUGGCGUUCCUGCUUCUUUCAAGGCGUCAGCUUCGGUGCACAUAAACAACACGGAGUUCCGGAAGAACUCGGCCCUGUUUGGGGGUGGCAUGAUGAUACGGUUCAACAAACCAAGUCGCCGGCAACCCCUCAAAAUCACAAACCUCGUACUGCUUACCAACUGCAAAUUCUCCUACAACAGUGCUGCAAAGGAAGGUGGUGGCCUGGUUGUUCAGGAUAAGUCUACUAGCAGCACUGUGAAUAAUUGUGUCAAGAUGAGUAACGUGUCGUUUCUAAACAACUCGGUGCACAUGUACAACAACUUGCAGACAGGCGGUGCAGUGUCCGUUACCGCCAGCAAGCGGCGACCUGACGGAAAACGGCUGGUCGGCAUGCAGACCAAUUACUCGCAGGCAUUCGGCGUCUGCAUGGCAAGCCCGACAGUGCCUGCCAUGCACUGGCACAGCAUCACCUAUACUAACAACUCGGGCAGCAGCUCUGUCAGUGUACGCAAUGCAGAGAUUGGAAUGUCAGGAUACACAUCAUUUGCAGACAGCCGGGGCUCGGCUGUGAUGCUGCAGAACUCAAGACUAGUCGUCACGGGCGCACUUCACAUGCGGGACAACCUAGCCGAGCGAGGCGCUUGCUUUAGCAUAAACAAGGGCUCCCAGGUCAACCUGACGCAGGUGGCAAACCUCACAAUGGAACGGAACUACGCAACGAAGUAUGGCGCAGUGGCGUACGCAGAUGCAGCAAGCUCCACUCUCACCAUUGGUAACGCACUGUAUACCAGGCGGGACGAUGGGGAACAUGCAAUCAGCUGCCCGUUCCUCCUGCCGCUAAAGUUCUGGCACAGGACCCAGCAGUUUGGGCAAUUCUUCUUCAGCAAUGGUGCCGGGUGGGAUAAGCCAACAGGCACGAUCUUCAUGGCAAGUCUCUCGUCAUGCUUUUCCGACUAUACUACACUCUUCCCAUCGCUCUUCGAUGUUCAAGACCCGCGCUUCUGCAUGCCAUAUGCACCAGCGUCGUGGGAGAUGGUGCGAGAUGAUGCUAAGUGUGACGAGGACUACUGUGAGGUGCGUAAACUCUUCUCCUCGACUGGACCGUGCUUGGAAGGCUGUGCCACUCCUCGACUUGGACGGAGAUUGUCCUGUCGUCCGAGAAGUCUCUCCGUCUCUCCCUCUACUUCGCCUUGGCCACCUCAUACUGCCGGCCGCUCGUAUUUGUUUCUGGAUCCUUUAGCCAAGAAUGGCAAUGGAAAGGAAAGGUGCCUACCUGGUCCACAGGGGAACCACAGAGUUCAGCUCAAGUGCAACCUUCCUAACAGGGGAAGUACCGGAAAGCAUAGCAGUGGCGAACGGCAUUCACCAGAGGCACACUACGAGAUGUUUUUCAAGGCAAGGGACAAGCGCAGUGGAGUCUGCCAACUCCCACCCAAUGUAUCAUGCAGCUCACCCACCGCCUACACACAGCAGCCACACCAGCUGUGCUUCAGCAACAUCCAGAAGCUUUUCGUCAUGAACAUGCAGUCGAAACCGUACGGAAUAGCUGGCCAGGGGUAUCAGCCGCCGUUCUCGACUCGACCGGCCUGGCUCGUCUUCAAAGAAGCCAGGACGUCGUGCUACAAAAUGGUUGGCGACAAUGUCUGGUACUUCUACGACACAUGCAGGAGGAGUGAUAUCCUGCAGCAAAGUUUGACUCACUCUGACAGCUUUCAUCUUCCGCUGAAAACCGACUGUACGCUGUUCGACCUGGCCAGGCAGUACAGCGACUACAGGCACCAACUGCCCGGGGUGCUGCCAGGCUAUGUCUACGUACUGGUACCCUGGUCAUCACUGAUCCUAUGCUGGGACAACUACAUAGCAGCGGCCCAUACACCUGCAAACACUACCAGCUGCCAGCUGGAUGCCGGCAAGAGCUUUGCAGGGACGACGACGACGACGACGGAGAGCAUCAGUGACAUGACCUUGCACCCAGCGCCCGGUGAACAGUUUUCACUUCAAGUUGACGCUCUGGAUGAAAUGUUCAACGUCUACUCAGCACCACUGUCGAUAGAGGUCGAAGCAGACAACGAUGACGUGCUUCUUGGACGUGGAACAUUCAUUGUCAAGUCUCGUCAGACAGAGCUCUUCACAUCAGAUGACUCCAUACGUCGCCUGUCGCUGUAUGGAACACCCAACUCUACUGGAGCGCUAGUAAUCCGGGUGCAAGGAGAUCUUACAUUCAGUGAGGUUCAUGGUGGAAAGUUGGAGCUGCGUAUACCAUUCCGCCUGCGCAGCUGCCACUUGGGAUUUCAGCCAGUGAAGUCUAACCCAGAGCAGGCGAGGGAGCUUCUGGAGGGAUUUAGACGUGCAUCAUGCAAGAACAUGCGACAUUAUGUGUGGCGUAUCAAGCAGGAGCUCAGUUGUACAUGCAGUAACUCCACACUGAAGCAGUGUGUUACGCGCUGCGAUUAUGGCAAGAGGGUGUUCAUCAACUCCCAGUGCUGGGCCGGCCAUCAGACGAAGUUUACCCCGCCGAGCUUUGUUCAGAGCGUAAUGCAGCCUCAAAUCAUCAAGCCAUGGUUUUCGAUCCGUCGGCAAGAUUUCCUGGGCUCCGAAUACAUGCAUGACCCCAUUGGCAGGCUUGACGGUGUUCACAAGUUUGCUGCCGUGCCCUGUUACACUGGGACGUGUUCUUACCAUGAUGGCGUUGAUUGGCUGCUCGGGCAGGACAACCCAUGUGCUACAUGGUCACACACCGGUGGACCACUCUGCACAGGCUGCCUGCACGGCUUCGAGUACAACAUGGCCGGACGGACCUGUGUGAGCAGUCAAGGACAUGCAAGAGUGUCAUUGGCAGUCUACUUCGCUCUGCUAUUCCUGCUAUGCCUACUGGUGUUCAUCAUCGUGCUCUUGCUGAAUGUAGGAGUCCUGCCCUCUCUUGACAGCUGGCUAUUUUUUGCCCAGGGGUAUUUCUGUAUCCGCGGUGGCAAUGUCAAUGUUGAAGCUGCAUACACCUAUGUAGUAACACUGGGCCUGGGCUGGCUCUGUGUCACUGAAGACCUGACUCCCAUGGUUCGGCAAGCUUCCGUUGUAGCCCCGCCGCUCUUCUCGCUAAUCCUGCUCGGUCUCGUGUACUUUGUCGGCAAUAGGCUCAUUGCGUUUCGAUUCCUGAAAAAGCUGCAGCGCCGUAAAAGCAUCCGGCACGUCCUGUGGCUGAUCAUUCUGUGGUCGUCCACUCUGCUGGUUUACUCCGGUCUUCUGGUACUGAGACCCGUCCAGCUGGACUCUCAUCCUGUUCUCUUCAUUGACCCCACAGUCGGCUUCUUCAGUCCACAGCACUUGCCGUAUGCCAUAGCGGCAAUUACUAUGAUGGUUCUGUUCGUCUUGCCCGCUCCGAUCCUGCUCAUCUGGCAACCCACGCACAUUAUCCCGUCUCUGAUUGGGCUCAUCGACGAGGCCACCUGCAUGUAUGAGCCGUCUCGUCGCUGGUGGGGAAGCUUCAACAUUAUUCGACGAAUCAUCUUUGGCAUCGUCAUGGGAACCGUGACCAACAGCCUUCACCAGCGAAUUGCCAUGGCAAUUCUUUGCGUCAUCAUGCUAGCUAUGCAUAGCUACUUCAGGCCGUUCCGCCGUGACUCCAAGCUGUGGAGAAUCAAGGAUGCAGACAACACACUGGAGCUCUUCCUCCUCACCAACCUGACGAUUGUUGCAAUCUUCCACCUGAUCCGGGGAGAAGUGCCAUCCUUCCACGAGAACAGGCGAAGCUGGUUAGGUCUGUCGGUGUUUUGUGUGUCCACAUUCAUCUCGCUGUCGAUUUAUAUAUACCGCUUCACGGCUAGCUGGCGUGAGACCCUUGCCAGUAAGCGCAACAUCACACUGGCACAGUUGUGGACAGGCUGUGACCAUCCUGAUUGCCACGGCUCGAGGUGCAGCAGCAGCAGCUGCCAUGCGGACGAAGCCUCGGAGCAGGAGACAGAAAUCAGUCACUGCCGCCAUCAUCUGUUUCAGUCGGAAUCCAUGACAACGGACAGAAGUGUGCAGAUGCAUACCGGACUGCGCGAUCCGCUUCUCAUGGAUAUGCUGCUGCAUGAUCGAUGAUGAUGGUGGAGUUUGAUCGAAGGCACUGAACACACCUAGGAUACAAGGUGUUGGGAUCAGAACUGCAAGCGGAGUAUUCUGCCAUUUUGCAUUUCCCCAAACAUGUUUACAAAAGUAUUGACACUGCUUGGGACAGCAUCAUAGUUGUGGUACAUUGAACAUAAUGGCCAUAUUGUUAUACUGAAGUACAAUGUUUGUCUCCAAUAGUCCUCAUUGAUUUAGCACUAAUCAGCGAACCUUGGUGCUGCCCCUCCAUGGUGUUCACUAGCCAAGGAAACCUCAUUAACCUUUGUAACCUUGGUGCUGCACCUCUAUGCACAGUGUGCGCAUCGUUUUUGUCAGUCAUUCCCCUUUGCUCUCUCUCAAUGCCUCGCCGCUGUGAACAUUUCUCUAAGUAUCCGCUGCAUGCACGUGUCUUUCUGUGUCGUGUGGGCUUUUCCCGCUCCUGUUUAUCUCCAGCACCAACACAUUGUACCUAAGAAUACAAUUCCGCACUGCGUUGUCAUGCCAUGCCGAUGA
This is a messenger RNA of Sycon ciliatum, 6083 nucleotides long. RefSeq lists its product as uncharacterized. The record is from RefSeq and is a predicted model, not a curated record. Bases 168 to 5564 code for a protein of 1798 amino acids. Lineage: Eukaryota; Metazoa; Porifera; Calcarea; Leucosolenida; Sycettidae. The transcript has 14 exons.